This is a messenger RNA of Zygosaccharomyces rouxii, 1581 nucleotides long. RefSeq names its product acetyl-CoA hydrolase (gene ACH1). The transcript has a single exon. NCBI's taxonomy places the organism in Eukaryota, Fungi, Ascomycota, Saccharomycetes, Saccharomycetales, Saccharomycetaceae. The record is from RefSeq and is a predicted model, not a curated record. Gene Ontology annotation, molecular function: acetate CoA-transferase activity; acetyl-CoA hydrolase activity. The coding region runs from base 1 to 1581 and encodes 526 amino acids. Gene Ontology annotation, cellular component: mitochondrion. Gene Ontology annotation, biological process: acetate metabolic process.
AUGAGUGUUUCCAAGCUUUUAAGGGAAAGAGUUAGGUACGCACCUUACCUAUCAAAAGUUAAAAAGGCAAGUGAUUUAGUUCCACUUUUUAAAAAUGGACAAUAUUUGGGAUGGUCAGGAUUUACAGGUGUUGGCGCUCCCAAGGCUAUUCCAGAGGCGUUAGCAGAUCAUGUAGAAAAGAAUGGUUUACAAGGUCAAUUGGCAUUUAACCUGUUUGUGGGUGCAUCAGCUGGUCCGGAGGAGUCGCGCUGGGCUGAAAAUAAUAUGAUUCUAAGGAGAUCGCCACAUCAAGUGGGAAAACCAAUUUCAAAAGCAAUUAAUGACGGGAGGAUAGAGUUUUCCGAUAAGCAUUUGUCUAUGUUUCCUCAGGAUUUAACGUAUGGCUAUUAUACCAAGAAUAGAACCGACGGUAAAAUUUUAGAUUUCAGUGUUAUUGAAGCCACCGCCAUUAAAGAGGAUGGUUCGAUUGUUCCGGGUCCAUCUGUGGGUGGAUCACCUGAAUUUGUGGAAGCGAGCGACAAAUUAAUCAUUGAAGUUAAUACGGCAACACCCAAUUUCGAGGGUAUACACGAUAUUGAUAUUAUUGCACCACCGCCAUACCGUCAACCAUUACCUUAUACUAGAGUAGAUGAAAAAUGCGGCAGAAAUUCUAUUCCUGUAGAUCCUGAAAGGGUUAUUGCAUUAGUGGAGACUACUCAAAAGGAUAAAGUCCCUGACAAUUCACCAUCUGAUGAGAUGUCAAAAGCUAUUGCUAACCAUUUAGUGGAAUUCUUUAGGGAUGAGGUUAGACACGGCAGAAUGCCAGAAAAUUUACACCCAUUGCAAAGUGGUAUUGGUAACGUUGCUAAUGCUAUUAUUAGUGGAUUGACAGAUGCAAAUUUCAGAAACUUAAACGUAUGGACCGAAGUCUUACAGGAUUCUUUCCUAGACCUGUUUGAAAAUGGAUCUCUAGAUUUUGCUACUGCCACAUCUGUUCGUCUAACACAACCUGGAUUUGACCGCCUCUUCAAGAAUUGGGAUUUCUUCAAAGAAAAGUUGUGUCUAAGGUCUCAAGUAGUUUCCAAUUCCCCUGAAGUCAUUCGUCGUUUGGGCUGUAUUGCUAUGAAUACGCCUGUUGAAGUUGACAUUUACGCACAUGCAAACUCGACGAAUGUCAAUGGUUCUCGUAUGUUAAACGGUUUAGGUGGUUCUGCCGAUUUCUUAAGGAAUGCCAAACUGUCUAUUAUGCAUACACCAUCUGCAAGAGCAACAAAGAAGGAUCCAACUGGUAUCUCAUGUAUUGUACCUAUGGCUUCUCAUGUGGAUCAAACCGAACACGAUUUAGACGUUAUCGUUACAGACCAAGGUUUAGCAGAUGUGAGAGGUAUGGCUCCAAGGGAAAGAGCAAGAGAAAUUAUCAACAAAUGUGCCCACCCUGAUUACAGAGAUAUGUUAGCAGACUAUCUGGAAAGAUCAGAACAUUACGCUUUGAAGCACAACUGUUAUCACGAACCCCACAUGCUAAAGAACGCUCAUAAGUUCCAUACCAACCUUUUGGAGAAGGGUUCUAUGAAAGUAGAUGCAUGGGAACCUGUGGACUAA